AUGAGUGAACCACUGAGUGUCCCUACACAGGAUCAAGGCCACAAAAGAAACAAACCGUCCAUAACUCGGUCAACGAGACCGAGGUCCUCUACCAAGGGGCCUCUAGACGCCGAUAAGUCACUCAGCCCGUCUCUCCAGCCGCCAUCACGAUCUCCCUCAGCCACCAACACAUCACAGCCUCGGCCUCCGCCGUCUCCGACACCUCAGCUGGGAGAGGCGAGACCCAAGGACUUCUCAUUCCUCUUGCAGCCCGAGAUUUACCAUCCCCUGAAUGUUCAAAACAUCCCUCCUGCGUUCCGAAACUCAUCAAAGCAGCCCAAUUCGGAGACACCCAUAGAUGAGCUGUUAGCCAAGGGUCACUUCCGAGCGGCAGCCAUUGCAGCAGCUCAAGAACUAACAGGCUCAACCAUAAACGGCAGCAGCGUCGAUCCUCAAGAUGCCAAUAGGAUCUUUAGGCUUCUCUAUACUCGGCUUGCGUGCCUUACCCUGAUCGACGCCACCUCACUUGCAGCGCAGGAAGCCAAAGCGCUGGAAGACCUGAAUGACGCCCGUAGAUACAUUGAUGACAGUACAAACGAACAUCUUGUGCCGUGGGAGUUGCGCGUGCUGCACGUCCGUCUACAGGCCCUGGGCUUUGGAGAUCCUCGCCGUGCUGUCAUGAGCUAUCAUGAUCUGGCCAGAGAGGCUAGAGAUCGCAUCAGAAAAGCAUCUCUGUCACAUGACAACUCUGCUAGAGAGCUGUGGAAGUCGCGUCUCCAUGAGUUGGGCAUCAAAGUCGCUGGGGCUUUGAUUGAGAUGGACGAUCUCUCUGGCGCGGCGCACCAUCUUGCCAGUCUAAGAGAUCGGGGCGAUGGUAAGCUGGCGCUAUCUAAAGCGCUACUUUGGCUGCAUCUUGGCGAUACAGGGAAUGCAAAGUCUUGCGCAAGCCAGUGCUCCGAGGAUGCUGAGAACGUUGAGAAGAUCAUUCUUGCCUUGUGUGACAUGGCAGAUUCCAACUAUGAGACUGCAUUGCAGAAAUGGCAAGAGUUUGACAUUACAUUACCGGAUGAGAUGAUUGGUGUGAACCAGGCCGUGUGUCUAAUCUAUCUUGGACGCAUUCAAGAGGGACGAAAUAUUUUAGAGAAGUUGGUCGAUUCGGGCUUCUCGUCACAUACCUUGCUAUUCAAUCUCUCGACGACAUACGAACUAUGCUCGGAAAGGAACCGGAUUUUGAAGGCAAGGCUUACGGAAAAGGUGGCUAGCAUGGAGCAAUCGCCAUUUGGAUGGGAGAAGACGAACGCCGACUUUAAGCUCUGA
Trichoderma virens Gv29-8 is the source of this 1296-nucleotide messenger RNA. RefSeq lists its product as uncharacterized. The transcript is spliced from 4 exons. Gene Ontology annotation, cellular component: Golgi apparatus; TRAPP complex. Lineage: Eukaryota; Fungi; Ascomycota; Sordariomycetes; Hypocreales; Hypocreaceae. The record is from RefSeq and is a predicted model, not a curated record. Bases 1 to 1296 code for a protein of 431 amino acids.